UUUUUUCAUUUUCCAUUCAAAGUGAUGCCCAUUAUUUUUAGACCACCAUUACAUCUUAAAGUAAACGAACAAACCUUCGCUUAAGCGGAAAUAUAAAGAGUUUCUGAAUUUCUAUUCCCUAGAAAGGUCUCGGACCAAAAUGCCAUACUAGUCACGUGACACCGGCAUUUUCACUCCAAUGAGCACCCGAGAAACCAUGAGCUCAUUGUUACAGGAAUGGCGAUCGCACUUGCCAAAUUUUACCAAGUUUUAGUCAAACUUUAGCGAAUGUUUUUACGAUUUUUAGAAUUUUAGUCAAUUCAACAAUGGCCGAAGUGUUCCCAGAGGAUAUUAACGAUCAUUUAGACGACGAAAAUUUGAGUGAAGAUGAUGAAUUCGAAGAGGUGAGUUUGAAUGAUAUGAGUUUUGCGUUGGUAUGAAAUUGCGUAUAACGUCUAUAGUAUACGAUCGUAAACGCUUUCUAGGAAAGUGUGGGUCAUGUUAAUGAAGUAUUAAGACAUCAUUGUGUUGAUUAUAGGGGCAGUUAUGCGACGAACCGAUGGAAAACGAUGAAAGGUAAAUUUGUCUACCGGCAUUUGUUGUAUUUUGAAAUUUCAUCUCUCGAUAGUUCAGUGAAGCGAUUCAUUGCUGAAUCAACUACAGCAAUGCUUUUAAUUUUUUCCUAUAGUGUGGAAACGCUGGCCCUUUCUGGAGAACUUGUGAAUCCGAAAGACGAGAAAAUAGGCCCCCAAAGCUUCGAACUUCUCAAAGUUCUGGGAAAGGGUGGCUAUGGAAAGGUACGCUUUAAUAAAUAGCUAUGACAGGGAAGUCCCUUAACUACAAUGUUAAUUUUUAAGCUCCCACUAAGCUCUUUUUCCUAAUGAAACUGAAAAAGAAUGAUCCAGAUUUAAACGCUUUAAUUUUUGCCAUAGGUCUUUCAGGUUCGUAAAGUGGAUGGGAGAAAUAAAGGGAAAAUAUUCGCAAUGAAAGUUUUGAAAAAGGUACGCUAAACGUUUGUUGUGGUGAUAGUCUAUUACCGGUAGAUUAUUCACAGGUGAGUUUGUAUUUAAGUUGCAUAACCAAGCUUAAGCCUAGGUUAAGGCUUGAAAAGCUAGUAUUGAGGAUCAAAAACGUAAUGGGUCACUUAAUAUUAGUCUCCAAGGUUAUAUUGGUAAUUUCAGCUGAUUUCAGUUUCUGGACUAGUUUUAGAGCGUUGAAUAAUUUUUCGAAUGUCAUGUACAUUGUAUUUCCUGGAGACGAUUUAAAGCUUUAUUUACAAGGUACGUGCCUGAAUUUAAAGCUUAUCAUAAAUAAAACAAUUAAGAAAAGUGAUACUGCCCAGUUGUGGUUCAAGAGUCAAGGUUAAUCAAAGCUGUGGGUUAAAAAUAGAUUGAUCUGAAUGUGUCACUAUUUAUUCAGGAGUUUUAAUGGUAAAGCCAUUUAUUUAGAAGCUUUCAGUAAAAGCUCAAGCUGGCAAAUGGUUGCCAGGAUAUUAAUUUUCUGACUUUUUGGCCAAGAGGCAGCAAACAGUUUUGUCACCUCAUCAUAUCUUGUGUCUUUAGGGGAAACACCAUGUAACUUGCGGGGUCAAAGUGUAUUGGGAUAAUUGCCUUUUAUUAGAUCAUGAUUCUAGAAUGGUUUAUACGGUUUUGAGGCGUUUUCUAGAAUAGGGUGUAAUAUAGCCAGCGCCACAGAUGGAACUAAACUUCUGUUAACCAACUGCCUCGCUUAAUUGGAAGAAGGGGGCCUGGGAUACCCAGCUGCUUCCACUGUGGCCGUCCAGCCCCUAGUUAGAGUACUGCCCCCAUGGCUGGUAAAUCCCCGCAACCCAGCCAUGAGCCCCCGUCCCAGACACCUGUCACACUGAUGAAACAGUGGGAGGAAGAAAAAUAAGGGAUGGGAGGUGGGGAAGACGCUAAAUGAACCGCUCCACAGACCACUGCACAAACGCUCAACAAAGAACUCAAAGAUCUUAGCAGUUUACAAGGCUACCACUUACCAUGUGAGCCUGCACUUAUGGGAUUGACCACUGGAUGCCCGUUAAGCUCGUGGGCUGCUUGACCGCUAAGCUUGUAGCCUGCUUGUCCACUAAACUUUUGGACCUCUUAACCGCUAGGCUGGUGAAGCGCUUGACCGCUGUUCUUGUGAACCACUUGACCGCUAAGCUCGUGGUGGUUAACUUAGUUUAAUUACAUUUAACCAAAUCCACGUCCGUCUGCAAAACAGCGCCAAAAUCCUUGUUCUGGGCCCUCACCUUUGUUCCAGGAUUUGUGUAUGUGCCAUGAUUGGCCAAUUAUUAGGUUGAAGGGAAAUUUGAAACAUGUUUCUGGUAAUUUGUUGAAAGCCAUUAGCAAAGGCUUUUAGGUUCUAAGAUGAGGACGACUACAAGAACAAGAUUUUCUCAAUAAUUAGUGUAGCCUGUGAAUACAGCCAUCUCUGCUUGCUCCUCUCCACUUGGGUCAUUUUGCAGAAGAUAUGUCUGUGCCUCAUCAACAGAAAUUCCAAGCUGAUGAUGUAGUUCAAUGUUUACUAAAUUAAUCUAGCAGUCAUGGGGUUGCAAAUGUAAAUCUGUUUGGGUUUAAGAGUUCUUCUGCAAUUGAGUGACUGCAAAACUUAAAUGCUUCUUCUAAAGACUAAUGUAUUCCAGGAAUAAUGACUGUUUUGUAGUAGAUUCAUUGCAUUUACAUUUUGACCUUUUGUCUUUUACUUUAACUCAUUAACAAAUAAUAACUAAAAGAAUACAAUUACUAUGUUGACCAAUCAGAGCUCCUGAACAGAUUGUGAACAGAUUUUACAUCUUGGGUGUGGAAUUUCUGUCAUUAAGGCACAGACAUCUCUCCCGCAAAAUGUCCCAAGCUGUGAAGAGCGAGGAGAGACAGUUUUAAUCAUACACUACUGACAAGUGUACUAAGUAGUGCAUGUGCAUGAACCUGGAAGCGUCAUUUUGGCAGGGAAAGGCGACAACUGUUAUGCUGUCAUUCUACCAUGGGUUUUUAAGGGUAAGAAAUAAGCAGGGGAAAAUUUUUCAAUUAAUCGAGGAAAUACAGAGUAGAGCAAAAAUACUUUAAAUCAGGAAGCUCUUGUGACUGGUGAAAAUCACUGUCUAUCUCAAAAGUUCUCAAUUCUCACAGAAAAUUAAUAAUGCUUAUUGCUGUACCUCUAGGCUGCCAUUAUAAGAAGUCAUAAAGAUACUGCACACACAAAAGCUGAAAGGAAUAUUUUAGAAGCUGUUAAGGUUUGCUUUUGAUUUGUCCUUAAAAAUAAAUAAAUAGUAGUGCAAGAGUAACAUAAUAAACCUUUUCUUCUUCUCUUUUUGGACUUGGUGCUGUAAUAGUAAAUUUCAUCUUAAGAAAUUAUACUAUUUAUGGGGAAAUUUAAUUUGUAAAACCAAAAUUAUAUUAUUGUAAUUUUUAAGAUGGUUUUCUAUGAGCCAGGGUGGAUGCAUCAAAAUGGAAAAAUCUUUAGGAGUAAAACAAGGUGAAAUACAUUCAGUUUAAAAAACCCGUUUACACACAUUUAAUAUUGGGUGCAGGUAACUCGGAUCAUCUCAGUUUUGAUUUUCUUGUAAAAGUGAAUAUAUUUACCAGUAGAAGAGGUAUCUGACAUAUUUCAAGACUGAUUGACUGUCUUGUUUGGGUUCAAAUCCCACUGAAGGCCCAAAAUGUUUUUCAGGUUUAGUUGCAAUUGCUAAAAUUGCAAUUACUUCUGCGACGAUCAUAUCUUCAAUUAAAAUUUGUCUUGUUUUUAUUUUCAGCAUCCAUUUAUUGUUGAUUUAAUAUAUGCCUUCCAAACGGGGGGAAAACUCUACCUUAUUUUGGAAUAUCUCAGUGGUAUGUUUAGUUCUCAUUACUUGCAAAUGAGCUAACUCUAAACUGACAUGUUUUGUGAAGUGUUCUGAAUUUAAUGAUGCCUUUAGAUUAGCAGUAUACACUACGGCUCCAAAGUAAGUUACCACCCUCUCGCGAGACAAGAAUUGCGUUGCACAUUAUGUGAUUUUCAUAGGGCACGAGAUGCCAAAUCUAAUGCCUGUUUUCCUCAGUCUUCAAGGUAGCACUAAGCAAAAUUUUUAGUUCAUUUUCGCUGGACGUGUAAUGACAGUAAUUUAUGCUGAAAAUUGCCACUUCAAUGAUUCUUGUGCUAGGCGAUUCUUGUCAUGCAGGGAACGAGACGCGACUAGUAUAAAGUUACUUUCGACCGGUACUGUAUGUUAAUGCUUUUAUAUUGUGUUGUCCCUUUCAUUAUGAGCUAUCAAACAAAGUAGACUCCUCUAUUCUCUAGGGGGAGAACUCUUUAUGCAUUUGGAAAGAGAAGGAAUUUUUAUGGAAGAUACAGCUUGGUAAGAGCCUGGCAAUUGCAAUUUACAAUGAUUUAUCUUUUGAGGUGUCUAUGUUAAAGGUAAAAUCCAUUAAUUAUCAGAUUAAACUAAGGAUUUCCUUUUUCCUGUACAAAUAAUGAGUUUUAAAAAGCGAAGGAAAUUUGGAAUCAAACUAACAGCUCUAGGUUGAAUUCUGGCUUAUCCUGAAAACAGAUUUUACCAUCAACAUGUGUACAUGUAAUACAGUCUUCAGGAUUAUGCGGUGAUGAUAUUUCAAUAGAGUGCAGAAGGCUGUUCAAACCUUCUUUCCUUUUCUUAUUCUGACACAUUUCUCCCAGAAAAUUCUUAAAUUUUAAAGGUCUUACUUGAUACUAGACUUUUUGCAAGGGUAGCAGCACACUUGGGGUGAGAUUGACAUUGUUUUGUAGCUUACGUUUUUUGUGCAUGUCAGUUAGAGAAAUCUAAAAAUUUUUGAGUUCCUGUAAAAGAGAGGAAUCUUACAAUACAUGUUGUUAAGACUUUUUGCGGAAACUCUCUCUUGGUUAAAUGGUGCCCCAACUUUGUUGGAAAAAGUCUCUUGUUGUAGGCUCGAUCAGUCACCUAGAUUACAUUUAGCCACAUGUAAUUCUGAUUAAUAAACUGUUUAUUGCACACAGUUUUUACUUGUCUGAGAUAGUACUGGCAUUGGAACAUCUUCAUAACCAAGGAAUCAUUUAUAGGUAGGUACAUGUAUGUAAGUCAAAAUGAAAUUCACAUUAAAAUGGUUUUAACCUAGGUUGAUUCUCAAUUUGUUUUGUCUUCUAAGCCAUGAAUAAUAUGUUUAUGCAUAUUUACUAUUGAAUAAAGUAGUUUUCUUGGCCAUCUCUUUUUGCAGAGAUCUCAAGCCUGAAAACAUCCUUUUGGAUUCACAUGGUAAUAACAUGAUACACCUGUCUAUUUUUAACUCUGUAAGUUAUGGCAUCAAACAUCCUUGGGAAAUAUCCUUUCCAUCUGCUUUACAAGGCAUGGUGUUCUGCAGUAUGUUUAUAAAACCUCUUUUAAGCAGCCUCCUACUAUGUAGAUGCCCCCUAGUUAGUUGCCAUUUACCAGAGUUGUCAGUAAAAAUAAUUUUUACAAUUAUUGUGAGAUUACUUUAUCAUAUCCCUCAGUUAGCACAUGCACUGUCAUUUGGCCUUAUUAAUUAUCAAGGCCGUGCUCUAAGAAAAAUUAAAGAGAACACAGUGCUCUUACAUGUUACCUCUGCUAUCCAUGGUGCCCAGCAUAUGAAUUCAAUGAGAAAACUAAGAUUUUCAAGUUGCCUGGGAGCAAAAGUUGGGCACCAGGGGCCACUGGGCACCUGCCAGAAUACAGCCUUGCAUAUUCUACUGUAUGACAUGUAUGACCCACUUAAUGUCAAAGUUUACGUCGUGACCUCAAACUUUGUAAGGAAGAGGAAUGCUAACAUAGCCUCUAUUUAGCGGCCAGCAACCAGUUAUCAGUUCUGUGAUGGAUGACCACUUGGGAGAGGUAUGACUGUAUUUUGUGAAUUUUCUCGUUUUACAGGGCAUGUCAUGUUAACAGAUUUUGGCUUGUGCAAGGAGGCAGUGUUUGAAGACAAGUUAACUCACACAUUCUGUGGGACUAUUGAAUAUAUGUAAGUUGGAACAAAUAGGAAAUCAUUAGUGAUUUCCUAUUUCAUACAUUUCUACAACAGCAACUUACCUCUCCCCAAUAUGGCCAUUUUGGUGAGGUCUAGCUGUAUCUUUUUCUCUCUAAGGGCUCCAGAGAUUUUGACACGCAGUGGUCAUGGCAAAGCAGUGGAUUGGUGGAGUCUUGGUGCACUCAUGUACGACAUGUUGACAGGCAGUGUAAGUUGACAUUUCAGACAAGCUCUCAAGACUUAAAUCUUUAUUUAUUUUUUAAGAGACAUGGUGCCUGACUUAUCUGUUAAAUUGUUUGUACAAGUUUUUAUACUGAGACUGUGUUAUUUUCAGCCUCCUUUUUGUGGAGACUCCAGAAAGAAGACAAUUGACAAGGCAGGUUGAUUCUUUUUUUUUUCCUUUGUUAAGUAUUUCCUGGAUAAGCAGCUUGUAUUUUAUAAUGUCAUUAUUAUGAAUAACAUGGAAGGGACAAUGAGAUAGCUAGAGGCAUUUUGUAAGCUGUACAUGUCCUUAUAAAGUAAUGGAGAAGAAUGAAAACUAAGCUUAAAUAGAAACCAAAGUAGAGUUCAGAUUGCAGAGCCGUUCUUUUUAACGUGGAAUCGCUGUAUUCUGCAUUAGAUCCUCAGAACAAUCUUUCACUAUUAAGAGUUUUGAUGCAUGGGCUUUGCAACUUAUUUUCUCAGCCUAUUCUGGCUUAGAUGUGAUUGGCUCUGACAGGUUGAUUUAGGAGUGGAUAGUUUGUAAUAAUAUUAUUUGCAUUUUCUUGUGGUGCAGAUUUUAAAAGGGAAGCUGGUUCUUCCUCCUUAUCUUAGUCCAGAAGCAAAAGAUUUUAUUAGAAAAGUGAGUAUUCAUUUUGCAUGUAGGUACUCCCCUUAGGCAAUCUGUUCCAUUAGCUGCACUUACCACCUGGUAAGAGUGCACUUUCUAAGUGCUUGUAUUUCAAGUGCCUGUACAACCAGAAAACACGAGGGAAUUACCUUGGUCCUCAAUAUGUUGUGUUAAUUUUCUGGAAAGCUUUUUGUAAUUAAUGCAGAAACAUACUAUUAGGUUUUUUACGUUUAUGGUUUUCCAUUGUACUUUUGCAGUAUUAUAUUUCACUUUUGUUAUCUUUUCAGCUACUGAAACGCCAUGUCCAAGCAAGACUAGGCAGUGGACAUGAUGGUGCAACCCCCAUAAAGGUACAGAUUAUUUGGUGAUGGGUCUUUUCGCCAAUGAGUCGUUCCACUAACAGCCUGUUCGCUAACGUUUUAAGUUGUUUCACUAAUGUGUCAGGUCAAACAGGUUCGUGCAUGACCCAAUUGUUAAAAACUUUUUUGUCUUAUUUUUUAUUUCAUCUUGUAAAGAGAACAAAGCGUUUUGGUUUUGUUUUCCUCGGUGACCAUACUCCAUUUUCAUUUUUGUUGUUGUUGUUGCUGUUCUGCAGAAAAAUCAUUUAUUAUAUAUAAUUCAGCAUAUCCCUUCCACUUUUGCAUGUGAAGGCUGUUGACAAUGUUGAAAGGGGCAUCAGUUAACUGCAAGAGCUAGUAGAAAUUUAAUGAUUUGUAGCUUUCUAUUUUUACUUUCAGACCCACCCUUUUUUUCGUGCCACAAAAUGGGAUGAUCUUUUUAUGAAAAGAGUGGAACCACCAUUCAAACCAAAUAUUGUAAGUGUAAAGUGUGAAAUAACUAUGUUUACUAUGUUUAGCAUUCAUGUCAUCACUCUUUUACCCUUGAAGUCCCAAUCCCACGUACAAAUAAUUAAUUCUCUAGACUGAUCAGCUCCAUACAUUUCCUUUAAAAUAUAGGAGUAGUUGAGAGAAUCUGUUGAAAGACCUAAGGAUUUUCAUUUAAGUGAUAAUUUCUUUGUUACUUCUCAUAAUUGAGACUGUUAUGAUAAAAUUGAUGUUGGUCACUCUUGGAUGAACAGUCAGGAUCAGGAGCUAAACCUUGGGAACUAAACUAUUAAUGUUUAUUACCAGUGGCUCAAAAUAAUUGUUAUCUUCUUUUAAAAAUUAAUUUCAAUAUGGGUCGUGUAAACUAGUGCAUGUCAUUUUGUUUGCAUAAACCCUUUGCAUUAAAAUGUGCGCGUAGAGUUAAAUUUUUCUGCUGUUCUUGUUCACAGACAGGUGAAGAGGAUGUUAGUCAAUUUGACAGCAAAUUCACUAGACAGACACCUGUUGAUUCUCCAGUUGACUCAAUGUUAAGUGAGAGUGCAGAUAAAAUAUUUCAGGUAAAGAAAUUAAUGCUGUGGACCUCGUACAGCAAAGAGUGUGUAAAACUUUGCAGCCUUUCUGUUUGUACGCCCCACAUUCUUUGAACUUCUUUCACAAGACCUUGUUACUUUUCAACUUUCUCAUCUUCCCUCUUUCUCACUCUUCCAUCCUCCAGAAUUGCCGUAGUCUGAUUGCACACUGAAGUCCCACAGACACUCGCCAUCAGUCAUCAUAAGCCAUCAAGGGUUUUGAUGGUUGAUGAUGUCUGACACCCCUGGAAAAUUGUUUAAUGGCCUUAGCUACCACAAGUCUCCUGUAACUCAGUGGUGGAGCAUCAGGUCUUGUAAUCAGAGGGUCGUAGCUUCGACUCCUAUUGGGAGUACUCAGGUUUUUUAUUCCAAGCCGCCUGUGUCACCGACUGAAAAAAAAACACCUCUCUCAUGCAUUCACCAGGCUCAAAAUUCAUCAUCACAUUUCUGUCAUUGCACCUGUAUAAACACAUAUGAACAUCCUGGUCAUAGGAGUAUGCCGCAGGAUGUUUGUUACGUGAACCUAGUUUAGUGGCCUUAGCUCCCACAAGUCUCCUGUAGCUCAGCAGGUCACAGUUUUGACUUCUAUUGGGAUUACUCAGGUUUUUUUCUUCCCAGCCGCCUGUUUCACUGAAUGUAAAAAAAAAAAAGUCUUUCUCGUGUAUUCACCAGGCUUAACAUUCAUCAUCAUUUCUCUAUCAUUGCACAUAAGCACAUCUCUACAUUCCAGUCCUUGCAGUACGGUAUGCAAGAUGCUUGUUACAUGAUCUUAGUUUACUGAGUGACCUACAGUAGCUGUCACAAGUCUUCUGUAGCUCAGUGGUAGAGCAUCUGGACUAGUAACCAGAAGGGUCAUGAGUUUGACUCCUAUUGGGAGUACUCAGGUUUUUUCCCAAGCCACCUGCGUCACUGACUGAAAAAUCAUCUUUCUCAAUAAAGCUCUUUAUAUGCAUCAUACCUGUAAUACACCUGUCUACACAGUAAACACUCAAAGGAAAGUGUAAAUAUUUUGCAGGGCUUCACCUAUAUUGCACCAUCAGUUUUGGGUUCAUUGCAUAGAGAUAUUCCUAUGUCGCCAUGGAAAUACACAAGGUGAGUCCUGAAAAUAGGAAAACAAAACAAAACAAACACGGUUGCUGUUUUUUUUAUAUAUGUUGUGGUUAGUUGAGCAGUGAAACUUUAAGCUUAAAGCCUCCUUAUUGUCCUGUUUCCAGCAACCAUGGGUCCCAUUAUAGUGGGAGAGCACUGUACAAGGAAUACUUAGAUUCAAUUAUUUAAUUUUUGUCUGGUCCAGUUGUUGAAAAGCUUCAUCUGCGCUUAUUACAGAAUGGGAUGGUACAUUAGCACUUGUUCUUUCCUUGAGAACUUUUCUGUACUUUAAUGGAACAGAAAUUACUAGCCUCUCGCAGAAUUAUUCAAGCCCCGUAACGUCUAUGAAGCAGUGACAAGAUCCUUGUUGUGGGCCCCUCUAGACUUAAUGAAUUACCGGAAGUGUGUUUUGAAUUUCCUUUCAACCCAGUGAGCAAAUCAACAGUUGAAUUAGGUUCGGCUCAUGAAAAGUUCGGCAUCUGAAACGGGCCUGAGGCAUUAUUGGCUUCCUAGACAGGACCCCCGUGAGAACUUGUUUGUUGUAUUGUUACACAGAUUGACAACGGGCAUGCAACUGGCUCUUGUAUAAACUUUACAUUCAUUUGAUAGCAAUGGUUCUCUAUUUGUUCAAAGCAUGCUUUCAUUGUUUUAAACAUGGCUUUUUGUUUUAGUUUGUUAGAUUUCUUGUUGUAUUUGAUUUGUAGUUUAAAAUAUUCCAUUUCUUCCUUUUUUAUUUCAACAGAUCGCCAAGAAAAAAUACACAGCCCAUGAGGUAAGGAAAAAUUUAUAGUCUUUAUGUUGUGUGGAUGAUUUUUUUUAACUUUUUUCAUGGACAAAAUCACUCUCAAGAUGGGGAAAAUAAAUUGGUAAACUGCUGGAAAUGCCGUUUUUUAUGCGUAAACUGUGGCGGGGGGCACUUUCACCAUUAGCUGUGCUUGCAUUAUUUCACACAGAUGCAACGUGACAUAACUAGUGUAUAGUGAUAACACAUGCGAUUUUCUAUAACUAUGUGCAACUUUAGGAAGUCAAGUCUUGUUAGCAUUUUAAGAAAUGAGCAAAACCUUGCUUGUGCUUCCGGAUUUUAAAUGUGCGUUUGGUAGAAAACGGUAGAAGUAAGUAGUUUGCUGAAAAAAAACUUGUGAAAGGUUGUUUUAACAUUCCAUUUUGUAGGAAAUAUUCAUUUACUACUUGCUGCUAUGACCUGCUAUGAUUGGAAUGGGUUACGCAUUAAACAAGGAGCUCAUGCGUGUGUGUGUGUCGUUAAUGAGGCUAUGUAAAUAAACACUAUAUGAAGAACUAAAAACUGAAUGAGUUCCCUUACUCACAUAAUCAGAGUAUAUGAUUCAGGAGAAAAAAAAAUAAUCGGCACUUCCUAAUACUGCUCUUCAUUUUUGCACCUUAUUGCUUUAACUGCACGAGGAAAAGAAAAUUCACGAGGAAAGAUUUAGGCCUACCGAUAUGGGUACGCCUAUUUCUCUCUGCUAAGCAUCAAGCUUAUUAUAUACUAGUGCAUUUUGAAAAUAAUAAUCACUCAUUUUUUUAAUAACGAGGUUAUGAAAAUAGCGACGAGGAGCAAGUUCAUAUUUUGUCAAAUGGGUACUGAGAAAAUAUCGUAGAAAAAUGUGUGUAGUCGGUAGAUAGUUUAUUGUAAGGAGUAGGAAGGAAUACUAGCUCUGUUGAUGAUUUGUUUUAUUCGUGUUUUCCUUUAACUGUCUUGGUUUAAAGCAUUUUGCUUCUAGAGUGUUGCUUUUGUGAACCGUUAUGUAAAUCAAUUGUAAAGUUGUCUUUUUUGUUACAUUUUAAUGUGUUCGGAAAACAUUUGGUUUCUUCGUUUCUUCUCGCCGUGCGCGCUUAACUUUUAACUACAGAAUGUUGAUAAAUAUAUCCUGUAUUUUUCAAUGCCUUUGUUGCUUCUUAUUAAUUUCGGUGUACGCAGUAGGUUUUACCGGCCAGUUUUUAUGCCGAUUUUUUUUUUCUUGGCGUUUCCCGUGAGAGGGGAGAUUGGGCCAACAAAUCUGAGAGUAUAAAGCUACCUUAACAUCCUUCCAUUCUUAAAUGCCUUGUGAAAAAUAAUAGGUUGUUUUAGUUAUUAUUUUUCCAAUGACAGACAAGUUAGUAAAAAAAAUUCUUAACUCCUAUGUUGGUUGCUUCUCUCUCACCCCUUCUCCUUCCUUGUGAUUUAUUACAAGAGUUGCUUAUCCGAAGACGCAACUGUAGAAUUUCAACAAAGUGUGAAAGUUUCGAACGCUAAUGCCUCUAUAAUUGCCCGCGCUAUUGGAUAUCAUAUGGCCCUUAUAUUUAAUUACUAAUUUCUGUCACUAAUCUGCUUAUUCUGGCCGUCUUCUUACAACUGAACUGGUUUUCGCUUAUUGAAACUUUGCAAGCACAUCUUGCGUGUGGCGAGACGUAGUUUUGUUAUAGUUACUAGUUCACAAGUGUUGUUUAUCCUGUAAUGCAAAAUGUAAAUUUGUCUUUCAUCAAAACAUGUAGUUAAAUAAAAAGACUAUUCCACGGUUUUUUCAACUUUUGACUCGAAAAUUCGUCAACACGGCUAAAAAGAACGCCUUGAAAUUAGUAAAGAUGCCAAGUUAGAGCGUGAUUUGUUGAAAACUAAAGAAGAUGUAGCUCUGCAAACUCGCCGCAUUUUACUUACACCAUACAAAUGUCUGUGAAAUUUUCUAGCCUGCGUGGCAGGCGCAAAAAGGGGAGGGGGAGGGGGGGGGGGGGGGGAAGGGUCCCCGGGUUGCGACGAAAAGCGGGGGGGAUUAAGAAUAAGGGCCAUCUGACGGCGGCCUGGUGAUGUAGGGGGUUUUUAUAGGGUAAGGGGGGGUCGCAUGGGGGUUUCUCUGUGGUGCGUUUUGCGGGGCUGGGGGGGAGGAGAAAAGGGGGGAGGGGGGGGGGGGGAGGGAGAAAGGGAAAAGAGAAGGGAGCCUCCCCCUCUCCCCAAUCCCCCUCCCCUUUUUCCCUUCCUCCCUAUCCCCUAUCCCCUACCCCUUUCGACGCCUGCUACGCAGGCUAUGAAAUUUCGCGACUUUGUGGAGCAAUAUUAUAGAGGUUAAGCAUCGCGUUUACGUCAAUCGGCAAACGCGAAUUUGUACCACGGGUCCAAGUUUCCCCUUUACUUGUCGUUUACUGUUUAUUAUUUCAACACAUAAAUUAGUCGUUUCACGCAAUUUUUUAUCCAUAAGAAUUGUUUUGAGCUGUUUUUAUCUGCUCAUUUUCUAUUUUGAGAAAUUCUCAACUUGAAUCUGCCGUAUAGGUGACGGUUAUCUCUCUAUUUUCGCUCAGUUUUAAUGUAUCACCGUUAAAUUCGGAAAGUGUCCUAAUUAUAAGGCACUUUUUUCAUCACUGUGAACUUGUCUUAAUCAAAACUUGAAAAAAAAAAAGGAAACCGUGGAAGUGUCUACUUUAAAGAAAACAGUUUCUCAUAAGAUGCAAGCUCAGCUUAAAGGAUUCCAUUAUAAUUGGCUUUGCUGCUCAAUAUCGUAACUAAUGGCUUUUGAAUUACUAACGUCUGUAUCUAAUUUGCUCCUUCUGCAUGUCUUCUUGUAGCCCCGCCAAGAUUAAGGAAAAUGGCUGCAGCCAGUUUGGCUUUGAUAAAUCAUGGCAACCAAACAGAACAGACUCUCCACUAAACAGGACGCCGGCCAUGAAGGCACUCGACUUUAACUCUUCCGCUGUUCCUAUGGAUACUUCUAACGGAAGUGAUAAAGUAUUUAAUGGCACUGAGGGUCUGUUACAUUGCGGCAACCCUUCACUCUCCCAUGCCACAGUAACCAAUCCACAUCUUCAAAUGACGUAACAAGUAAUUCUACAAUGGUUCUUACAAAAUUCCAUUUCUUCUUAAUUGACAUUUAUAAAAAUCACUCUUAGUCUUAAUCUGUUAACAGAUUAAUUAAUAAAUCGUUUCUUACAGUCUCUUCUAUUUAAUAAAUUCUACGUAAUUGUUAAUUUGUCAGACGAGAGGUUGAAGUCAAGUUUGCCAUACAUAUUUAGAUGAUUUUAUACAAAAUUUAUUGUCUUAAAAUUCUUUAAAGUUUAGUGAGAAUAUGUUUGCUGCGCUUAAAUUACCGUUAAUCCUCAAACCUCCCUCCCCCUCACCCACCGGCUUCCCUGGUGAAGAACAUGUUUUCCUAAUUUUUCUGGUAAUCUAUCAAACAUGAGAUGAACGUUUCAUUGAUGGGAUUUUAAACACAAUAUCCUCCGCUGCGCGUAGCCCGCGAGCAAGCCCUUCCUCCCCACCCCCCGGGUAUCCCCGGGAGCUCCGGAAGAGCUUGCUCGCGGCUACGCGUAGCGGAAUAUUUCUGAUUAACCACGCAGGCGUCGAGUGUUUGAUGAAACUUCUGUGCCAAACAAUUUUGGAGGAGAAGAAAAAGGGGUGAAAACAAGUCGUUUUUCAAAGUGCCUCCAAACUAUUUGGCUAUUGAAUUAAAAAUGAGUUUGAGGAUUGUGGAGAAGGAAAUCUUUCUCUUUUGACAACUGAUUUGACAUGUCAGAGUAUAAUCAUGUAAAGUAUUCACUUCCAAGAAUUAACGUCUUGAGUGAUUAAAUGACCAACAGGCUGUUGAAACGUGGGGGGUUUAGUUGGGGGGGGGGGGAAUUUGAGGGUUUUCGGUAUGCCACCGUUGGCAGUAUGCUUAGAGAAAUUUAGGAAAUUUAAAAUAUAUUUCGGUUGGAUUCAUUUGGAGCGUAUAGCCAUCUCAUUUGCUCGUUGGAAUUCACCACUUUAGACAAGAGAAAGGAACUGGAACUGACAUGCGUCCCGCAAUGGUCUCUGGGAUCGUUACUGGGGACGCGCCGUUCAGCUAUUGGCCAAUUUUUUUUAACAGUCCCAGAAGCCUUUGCAAAAGUUAACUCGUCCCAGUUUUCUUUUGUCUGUAAAAAAAAUUUCAACGGGUAAAUGGGACGCCCAGACGUGUAUGCUGCAAAUUGACCCACCUUUUCCAAUAUUGACAUUAAAUUACAUAAAAAUGCACGUAAUUAAUUUAAAACACAUGCUGUUAUUUAUUGUUUUCACAUACCCGGCCACAAACUUUUCAACAUUUAAGACAUUGUAACUAAAAGGCUGGUCCGCAAGCAUUGACUAAAAUGAUGUACAUACGGAUACAAAAUUCUUGCAUUGUGCAUUAUGUUAGUUGUAAGGAGUACAGUUUGAAAGAGUAUGGUUUGAGCAAAUGAUGAAGUUUUGAUGACAUAUUAUAUGAUUAUAAUGAACGAUAAUUUAUUUCAAAGGAUAGUCAAUUAGUCGAUACAAAAAUGUUGAUCUUGAGGUGUUUACAAAUUUAGACGUAAUUUCUGCACAGCGCUCUAUACUCCGUGUUAAAAAAAGCUCGAAAAGUGGCUAAAAAUAAUUUAUUAAAGGUGCGCUGAUACUUUGGUUGUUCUAGCAGAGAGAGUAUAUUUUUACAAAGGUAGAACAUGAAUCAGCCCUUAUAGGUUUUAGAAUGUUUUAGUUCUAGAAGCAGUUUUGAAAGGAGUUCGCUUGCUUGUUUUUUUAUUUAUUUGUUAGGCUAACUUGUGUAGACCUCAGCUAUAUAUUUAGGACAUUAAUGAAUGUUGACUUAACUAACCAACGAGAGGCAUUUUAAGCCGCAAGACUGUCGAAUAACAUUUCUGUUCACGCAGAGAGUAAGACAUUCCCUUCACUUUCAUCACGUACAAUCGUCCCGAGAAAAAUUAAAAACAAUUCUUUUGCAAACGUUUGGAGGGAAAACAAAGAGUUUAAUGGUAUUUUUUAAGCAAGGUCUAUGAUGGGGCCAAUUUUUUUUAAUUUUACCUACAACAAAAAUUACCUCCUGCAGUGAUUAUAGCUUACUUAUCGUAAAAAAUCGUGUGCACGAACUGGAAAUGGAGUUCAAUUGUUUGUUUGAAUGUUUUUUGCAGAAAAUUCUUAAUGGUAACAAAAAUCAGAAGAUUUUAGCAAAAGUAGUUUUCUCUGCCAAGUGAAUCCCUACAAAUUAACUCAGGAAUUCAAACAAUUUUUAAUCGAUUGAAAUAAACUGCCGGACAGACACUGUACAAAUGUUUCCAAAUACACAAAUAAGAUGGUUAUAUCUUUAGCUUUUCCCUCAUUCACAGUCUCUAAUGCAGUCUUUAUUUUCUGUCACGCAACUUCACGAGAGUGGCGUGACAACCCAAAUGUAAGCUUUAUAGGAGUCUACUUACCCCAAAGUGACUUUGUAUAAAUUCAAUGCUGCUACAGUGUUUCAUGUUACAGUUCUUUUUAAAGAGCUACAGUCUCUGCAUCAUGAAUCAUCAAGCCUUCAUUUCAGGUCAUCCAUAAUCCUUGAUAGUUAGUUGUCUAUUGCUUCUUGUGAGUGCGUGUGUCUGUUUUUUGUUCCUUUCCUUCCUUUUUGUCCAACUAAUAUUCCGGGGUUUGCAAUUGCAAGAUAGUUUUGUAUCUUCAAACGUCAAACUCCUCCGACUAUAUUCGCAGUUAUCAUAUUGCUAAUGUCUUAUUGCUAAUGUAUCUUGUACGAUUAGUUGUUUUCUUUAAUGUCGUUUUUAUUCAGCAACCUUGUUUUGGAACAACCAUUCCUCGUGACUUAAUACCAUGUUCAAUACUGUUCACAUUUGUUUGUAUCUUUAUUAUGUACGAGUUAGCUGUUAAGAACCUUGCCUGUUUGUAGAACAUUCAGUUAAAGCUAAGAAUUAAUAUUUAUCUUUAUAACGUUAGCUCUCUAUUUAUUUUAAAGUCUUAAAACUUGAAAAGGUUCUUGACACCAGUGGGACCAAGGGAAGAGUAAUAACAAAAUGGAACACGGGAAAUUGAGAUUCGCCGCUUUUUGUAUUUCUAGGAUUCUUUUCGGUGGUCCCAACUGGUAGCAAGAUCUGUUUUCAGGACUUUACUGAAAACUGCUGUAUUAAAUAGUACUGCGUUGUAGAUAGGAUAGAAUAUAUGAGCUUAAAAGUUAUUUCUUAAAGAAUAUUGCGACAAUAAACGUGACGUGAAAACUGGAGGUUAUUUGUUCUGGCGCGGUUGUAUUCAUCGGUUUGUAGGGGAAUGUUGAUUACUUUGUCCAUGACACUAGUGAAAGAGUG
Molecule: messenger RNA, 16285 nt
Organism: Porites evermanni
Lineage: Eukaryota; Metazoa; Cnidaria; Anthozoa; Scleractinia; Poritidae
Source: the annotation of a GenBank genome assembly